ACGAGAACUGGGCUUCUAUGGAGACGAUGGAGACUUCCGUAUUCUUUUGAUUGGUUCUGUGUCUCGUUAUACUACUUUAUGGUUUUGAUAAUUAUCGUAUACGACUGGAUUGAUGUUUGACAUAAAUGGAUAAACUUUGUGUAUUUUAUUUUACUUGUUAUAUAUUUUUUAUCAUUAAUCAAGCAAGUAGUUUUCACCGAAAUUUUAAACAUUAUGAAACUAUUCAUACUUCCCAGUUACAACACAGAGUUGUAAAACGAGGAACCCAACAUAGUUAUCAUCCAUAUAAUAAAAUUAGUGAACUCGAAUUUACUGCUCAUGGAAGAAAUUUCCGAUUAAUUUUAUCACCUAGGAGAGAAGUUAUUCAUUCAAAAUUUAAAGCAUACGAAGUUAAUGGAGAUGGAGAAGAGACAACUAUUCAUUUAGAUCAUGAUAAUUUUUAUCAUGGCCGUGUUUUUGGAGAGGUGGAAUCACAUGCCCAAAUUCAUAUUGAUAAUGGCGUAAUUACAGGAAGCAUUACCAUUCCAAAUGAAACUUUUCACAUCGAGCCAUCUUGGAGACAUCUUUCUCACACUAAUAAUGAAACGAUGAUAAUUUACAAAUCUUCAGAUGUAAAACUUAGUUGGGAACAUUUUAAAGAUGGAGAAAGCCAUAUACAUGGAGCCCCAAAAACAUGUGGAUAUGUAAAAGAAAAUCCUGAUCCAUUUCUUACAGAAGAUGAUCAGAAUGAUGAAACAUUUUUUAAAAUCGAUGUACACAACAGGACAAAAAGGCAAACAGAGACUUAUGAGUAUACUCCAACAAAAACCCGCUGCCCAUUGUUACUGGUAGCAGAUUAUCGUUUUUAUCAAGAAAUGGGUGCCAGCAGUACUAAAACAACUAUUAAUUAUUUGAUAAGCUUAAUAGACAGAGUACAUAAGAUUUACAAUGACACAUUAUGGCAAGAACGUCAGGAACAAGAUGGGUUUAAAGGGAUGGGUUUUGUAAUUAAAAAAAUUGUUGUACACAGUGAACCAACUCGUGUACGUGGUGGGGACACUCACUAUAACAUGGUUCGUGAAAAAUGGGAUGUUCGCACCUUACUUGAGGUUUUCAGUCGAGAGUAUAGCCACAAAGAUUUUUGCUUGGCUCAUUUAUUUACCGAUUUAAAAUUUGAAGGUGGAAUUUUAGGACUCGCGUAUGUUGGUUCCCCACGAAGAAAUUCAGUGGGUGGUAUUUGUACUCCAGAAUAUUUUAAAAACGGCUAUACUUUGUAUCUUAAUUCUGGACUGAGUUCCAGUAGGAAUCAUUAUGGCCAAAGGGUAAUUACUCGUGAAGCAGACUUAGUUACUGCUCAUGAAUUUGGCCAUAAUUGGGGUUCUGAGCACGAUCCUGAUAUUACAGAUUGCAGUCCAAGUGCAAGUCAAGGAGGUUCUUAUUUGAUGUAUACUUACAGUGUCAGUGGCUAUGAUGUCAACAAUAAGCGAUUUUCACCAUGUAGUCUGCGAUCUAUCAAAAAAGUACUUCAAGCCAAAUCAGGCCGUUGUUUCUCAGAACCAGAAGAGUCAUUUUGUGGUAAUUUAAGAGUUGAAGGAGAUGAAGAGUGUGAUGCUGGUCUACUAGGAACGGAAGACAAUGAUGCUUGCUGUGAUAAGAAUUGUAAACUUCGUCGAAGCCAAGGAGCUGUUUGCAGUGAUAAAAAUUCACCUUGCUGCCAAAACUGUGUGUACAUGCGACUUGGCGUAAAAUGUCGGGAUGCCCAAUACGCAACUUGCGAGCAAGAAUCUCAAUGCACUGGAGCUUCUAGUGAGUGUCCUAGAUCUCCUCCAAUGAAAGAUGGUACUGGUUGCCUUGAACGUGGUCAAUGUAGACUUGGAAAAUGUGUCCCAUAUUGUGAAACGCAAGGGUUACAAAGUUGUAUGUGCGAUACAAUUGGUGAUGCUUGCAAAAGAUGUUGCCGAAUGAGCCUCAACGAGACUUGCUUUCCUAUUGACCCUCAAGAUAUUUUACCUGAUGGAACACCAUGCAUCCAAGGCUUCUGCAAUAAAGGAAUUUGUGAAAAAACCAUUCAAGAUGUUGUGGAGCGAUUUUGGGAUAUAAUUGAAGAUAUCAAUAUCAACAAAGUUAUGCGGUUUUUAAAAGAUAAUAUCGUCGGAGCGGUAAUUAUUAGUACUGCUUUGGUUUGGAUUCCAACAAGUUGUGUUGUAAGUUAUAUUGACAGUAGAAAAGUGAAAGAUAGUGAAAAGAAAUGGCGGUGGAAUCAUUCUGAUGAACUUAUACAUCCGGAUGAACAAAGACAAAUUAUUUACAUAGGUGUUCCUCGCCACAGAUUACAACAGACUUCCCAGUGAAUUUUUUACAACUGAACCAAAAAUGUUUAUUUAUAUAAUUAGAUAUUUACGUCAAACACUAGUCUCUUAAUACUCAACAGUUUAGUAAGUGAUAUAGAAUAUGUUAACAUCGUUUUUGUUCAUUCAAUCAUAGUCAUACACGUUAUUUAAUGAUAAUUUUGUGACUGUUAAAUAACAUUCCAUUAACUUAAUGUAUUUUGUACAUGUUUUAUAUGAUUUGCUAGUCAGAUGUAUAAUUUUAUUCCAUUAGAAUGCUGUACAUGUUUUAAAAAAAAUUAUUAAAAAUGUUUAUUCAUUUCUGUCCGGCUAGCACAGUUAUGGAUUAUUUAUUAAAAAUAGUCCAUAUUCAUAAAUUAUGAUUCUAUGGAUAUACAUGUUUGAAACUGCUGUUAUAUAGGCACCCUCUACGCGAAUUUCGAAUAGUCAUAACCCAGUAACCCGAAUGAUAGCCAUGGAAUUCCGCAAAUUAGCACGCGAAUUAGCAUGCGAAACGACGUCCUGAGUCCGCCUAACAGAAAUCGCGCCACCAACCCAAGUAGACCAGG
Messenger RNA from Orussus abietinus, 2875 nucleotides. It is a transcript of the gene Tace, whose product is annotated as ADAM 17-like protease. Gene Ontology annotation, biological process: membrane protein ectodomain proteolysis; Notch signaling pathway. The transcript has 14 exons. The record is from RefSeq and is a predicted model, not a curated record. Gene Ontology annotation, molecular function: metalloendopeptidase activity. Gene Ontology annotation, cellular component: plasma membrane. NCBI's taxonomy places the organism in Eukaryota, Metazoa, Arthropoda, Insecta, Hymenoptera, Orussidae. Bases 126 to 2330 code for a protein of 734 amino acids.